Trichomonas vaginalis G3 is the source of this 774-nucleotide messenger RNA. RefSeq names its product centromere protein J family. The record is from RefSeq and is a predicted model, not a curated record. Lineage: Eukaryota; Parabasalia; Trichomonadida; Trichomonadidae. Bases 1 to 774 code for a protein of 257 amino acids. The transcript has a single exon. Gene Ontology annotation, cellular component: centriole; centrosome; nucleus. Gene Ontology annotation, biological process: centriole elongation; cilium assembly. Gene Ontology annotation, molecular function: tubulin binding.
AUGUCGCGCCAAAACAAGCGUGAUCAUCUUUCUGCAAUUUUAGAUUAUCUAGACUCUGCCGAAUCAAAGCUAGAUAAUGAAAUUAAUGAAAUGGAAGCAAAAUUAUCAUGUGUUACAAAAAAAGUCGCAUUUGAUAUCGAAUACGAACCAGAAAUAAAACCAAAAGAAUAUCCACUUACUAAAAUAUCAAAACAACGCAACAGAUCGAAGUUCCUUUCUAAUAGUUCUAUACAAAAUUCGCAAACACAAUCAAAAUUAAACCAAAAAAGUGCUCAAAAAUCGAGUAUCCAGACGAGCAAGUUAAACUCUAAGUCGAAAUAUAAUUCUUCAAUUAAAUCUCCAAGUUCUAUACAGCAGAAACCUCCAAUCAAAAGCCAGAUCGAUGAAAUUAAUAUUUCAGGAGAAGUUAUUAAGUCGUACCAUCUUGAUUUUGGAUUUCAACCAUCAUCAACAGUAAAAGUUGAAAAUCUGACAAGUGGUGUCAAAAGAAUAUUUCAUAAAAAUGGGGAUGUUUCUAAUGUUUACAGAGAUGGGACAAUGAAGACAUCCCAUAAAGGUAUAGUAUACACAUUUUUCUCUAACGGUGACAAGCAACAAGAAUUCCCUGAUGGAACUAAUUCUUAUAAAUACGCUCAAAACAACGCAAUCGAAGUUAACUAUAGGAACGGCAUUAGAGUUAUAUUCUUCGCAAAUGGACAAAUACAACAUUAUACUCCAGAUGGUAAGUGUGAAAUCAUUGUUCCUGAUUCGACAAUCAUUGAGCAAGAAAAAUAA